CUCGCUCCCUUCCUUCCCUACCCGCUCGCAGACAUGGCCGAGGCCAAGAACAGCCCCGAGUAUGCUCCGUUUUUCGCCGUCGUAGGCGCCUCGUGCGCCAUGAUCUUCAGCGCCCUGGGUGCCGCCUAUGGCACCGCCAAGAGUGGCACUGGCAUCGCAGCCAUGUCUGUCAUGCGGCCAGAGCUGAUCAUGAAGUCCAUCAUCCCUGUGGUUAUGGCUGGCAUCAUAGCCAUCUACGGCCUGGUGGUGGCCGUCCUCAUCGCCAACUCCCUGACUGAUACCAUCACCCUGUACAGGAGUUUCCUCCAGCUGGGUGCUGGCCUGAGUGUGGGGCUGAGUGGCCUGGCAGCCGGCUUUGCCAUUGGCAUUGUGGGGGACGCCGGUGUGCGGGGCACUGCCCAGCAGCCCCGACUCUUCGUAGGCAUGAUCCUGAUCCUCAUCUUCGCAGAGGUGCUGGGUCUCUACGGUCUCAUCGUGGCUCUCAUCCUCUCCACAAAGUAGCCCCUUCCUGAGCACCGCAGCCACAGAAUACGAUGUAAAGACCACCCCUCCUCAUUCCAGAACGAACAGCCUGACACACGCAUGGGCAGCUGCCCCCUCCGUAGUUGGUCUUGUAAAUGCGCAGUGUCCUAGUGCCCAUCGUUUGUUGCCCCUGCCUGGCCCCUGCUGCCUUGUGCUGUGGACAUCUGGGCCCACUCAUCUCCCAUCCUGGCCCCUGACCAGUGAGGAUGCUGGCCUCUGGCUGCCCCACCCGUUGCCCUAGAGUGCUCUGUGUAUAAGGAUGAAUAGAGUUGUCAUUUUUCUCUUCACUGGAUGUUUAUUUAUAAAAAGAUUUGACCUGUUCAUGCA
Jaculus jaculus (lesser Egyptian jerboa) is the source of this 849-nucleotide messenger RNA. Its product is annotated as V-type proton ATPase 16 kDa proteolipid subunit. Bases 34 to 501 code for a protein of 155 amino acids. NCBI's taxonomy places the organism in Eukaryota, Metazoa, Chordata, Mammalia, Rodentia, Dipodidae. Gene Ontology annotation, molecular function: proton-transporting ATPase activity, rotational mechanism. The record is from RefSeq and is a predicted model, not a curated record. Gene Ontology annotation, cellular component: proton-transporting V-type ATPase, V0 domain. Gene Ontology annotation, biological process: proton transmembrane transport. The transcript has a single exon.